AUGUUGAGUUACCACCGGAUGGUCUUCUUUGCAUAUUUUCUCUCUUUAAUUUUUGAGUCUUCUCCUUCUCCUCCUCCAAUCACAAGCCUUCGUCUUUUUGAAAGUGCAUCUCAGUGUGUAGGCAAAAUGAGUUAUAUAAUUGGCCAUGUAAUGAAAAAGACGGUUUUUGUGCUAGUGUUUGCGAUUGUUGCGGCAUCCAAAAGUGAUGAAGAUGAUAAUGAUGAUGAUUUUCGAGUACCCACAUGUGAGCAAUUACUCCCACGGUGGCGGGACGAUUUGAUGUGCUGUGCUGAGAAGGUACGGGAUAAAAACACUUGGUGUUGUGUCAACAACGUGUCAAAAAGCAUGUGGACUGCUUUAGAGGAAUGUGCCAAACAAUCCCCGCGUGAUUUUACCACAUACCCGUGUAGUUGUCUGUCGCAACAAAUGAUAGAAGCAAAUGGUUGGACUGAAGAAAAGGAAAGAAGCAUUAAGAAUGCGGAGGAACGGGAAUCGCAAUAA
Molecule: messenger RNA, 501 nt
Organism: Trypanosoma brucei brucei TREU927
Lineage: Eukaryota; Euglenozoa; Kinetoplastea; Trypanosomatida; Trypanosomatidae
Exons: 1
Coding region: 1-501 (166 amino acids)
Source: RefSeq, a predicted model, not a curated record